UGUAGGCGGACGACUGGGCGUUGGUUGCUCCGACAACUGCAGAAGCUCAUCAGCAAACUGCUCGAAAAGCGACUCCGAUCCUGUUUCUAUCACCACGGAAACAUUUUUACAAACACCCGGUUUCUGAAAAAGUCUCGACAGUAUCUGGCUGCAGCAGUCUCACCCAUAACGUUGACGCUCCCAGCCGCCUCAGAAACCGAUCAUUCACAAGCCGACAUUCCCCUUCUCGCUACUUUCUGCUGGAGCUACGCAGUGUGAGGCACGUAACGUCACACGGGCUUAACGGCUCUACGCAGGGAGAAUGACGUAAACUCUACGUGAAUCACAGAGGGAGGAACACUCUCAUCUCGCGAGAAUAUGUAAAUCUUUUCAGUAUCAACGCGUUCUCGCGAUAAUGAACCCUACAAGAAGUUUAUUUUUAUUUAUUUAUUUUGACAAGGGAGUAAAAUGUGAACACAGUACAGAAUUACAAGUAAUACCCUUUUUAUUUUAUUGUUUAUGUUUUUUGUCUCUGCAUUGAAAGGUAAUUAGCAAUAAACUACACAAAAUCCAUAAACUUAAUAAGAAUUUCUCCAAACAAAACAUUAAAAUGUAAUUUAAUUUGUACAUUGUCUGGUUGCCAGUAAACCAUUCAAGUACACUGCACUAAAAAAAGGUAUUUAAUAAAUAAACAAGGGAAUGAGUUAGAAUAAUCAAAUCAUAUAAAUGUAUUCGAAAUAAUAAGACAACAUAGUUUUAUACAAUUACAUGAUGUGAACGUAGAUUUUUCAGAUAAGACCUCGUUUGUUGGCAAGUAGCAGUUUAUUUAUUUUAAUAUAAAGUUUAUUUUGAGUCUGUGGUCCUUUUUUUUAACUCAACGUCAUUUCAGCGUCAACGUCAACGUACCUGUUGAUGGAAUGCGAACAGCGUCUGUUGUCUCCAUGGCAACCAAGACUCCGUAAUGCUGCUAACUUGGACUGGUUGAAAAUGCAGCGGAGCUUUGCAUUAUCUUGUCUUAUUUGUUAUAGUAAGGAGGGUUUGCUGUUCCCGGAAUAAAAACCAGCCUCUAUUUCUAAGACUAAGGAUAUUCAAUUAAACAAAAUGUGUAUUUUUGUAGGCAAAAUAUUCUAAUUUACGACGCAGGAUCAAUGGUAAGAGGCGAUUGACUCGAUAGCUAUAAACUUCCUCAAGCAAAACUUGCUAACCUUCUUAUUUUCAGUUGGAUUUUUAAAUAUCUGUGUUAAGCAAGCCAAAAUAUAGGCUAAUGCUGUGCCACAAAUGUUUUAAGUUGAGCCCAGUACUCCUGGAAACAAAUGGGGGAUGCUGAAAAUGUCCACAAAAAAUAGACAAGGGGAAAAACUGCCCCUGAAAUCCAGAGGAAUCCAGACUAGGGAAUCUCAUGAUCUCAGAAGGCUUCAGUCCCUGCUUGCCAAAAUCAGCCCCAGACAAGAGGUGGCAGCGCUGAGUCACAGUAAAGCACGCAGCGGUGGAGCCAGCAGAUCUCAAGGCCUGUAUCCUCCCAAAGACACCAACAGACUGAGGAGGGAGAAUGACGUCAACAGUGAGGCUGCUGAACUGGAAAAAUUCAGCAUCACUUACAAAGACCAGCGAUGUUUCAGCAGCCACCCUCUGCGUACAUUGUUCUCUGACGUCCUCACAUCUUUGGUCAAGAACCGACUCUGCAGUGAGUGGAUUGACCACGCACUGCCUGAGUCUGUCCUCAGAGUUCUGAUGUGCCUGAGAUUAUUGAUCAGAGAUCCUCAGCAUCAGAAAAUCCUCCACCAGCUGCAAGGCAUCAACUUACUUGCCAGGUAUAUGGAGUCUGUCACUUCCAUGUACAUAUCUUGUGGUGAGCAGGCGUUUGCGGAGCAGAAACUGGUCACAAUGACAUACAUGUUUCAGAAGCUGUCUGCUGCUGAAAAUCAAAGAGUCUGCAUCAUCCAGAGCGGCGCUCACAGGACUCUGGUGAAGCUCCUCUCCACAACAGACAGCCGUGUGCUGCUGGGGGCCCUGCUGGCUCUCACGACAUUGUCUGAGAGCCCUGAAUGCAAGGAGGAGAUUGGCCAGCUGCCAAUAGUGGAGAACUUGCUCGUGAUACUGCAGGAAUAUGACCUGCUGUCCAAGAGAAUGAGUGCAGAGCUGCUGAGGCUCCUGUCCCCUGUGAGGCAGGUGAGGGACCAGGUGAGGGAGCUGGAGGGUCUGCCUGUUCUGCUGAGUCUGCUGUACAGUCAGCACCUGAAGCUGCUGUGGAGCAUCAGCUGGGUCCUGGUCCAGCUCUGCGAGGAUCCAGACACCAGAGCAGAGAUACGGAGCUGGGGCGGGGUACAGCAUCUUCUGAGACUGCUCAAAAGCGACAGGCAGUUCGUCUCUGACCGCUCGUCCAUCGAGACGCUCUCCAGUGCCAACGCAGCCGGCCGCAUCCAGAGAGAGCACAUCAGAGAGGAGCUGAGCCUGCAGGAGGAGGCCGACAACUCUGUGGCCCUGCAGUCAGCCUGCUGUACUGUUCUGACUGAGCUCUGUCUGGACGACACAUCUGCUCACCACAUUGUGCUGGAAAAUGGAGUCUACAUAAUUGCAAAGUUGAUUUUACCAAACAAUGCAGGAUCCAAGUUCUCAUCUUUACAGUGCUAUGCGUUCCGGACCCUCCGGUUUCUCUUCAGCGUGGAAAGAAACAGACAUUUAUUUAAGAGACUCUUUCCCACAGACCUCUUUGAGAUGUUUAUUGAUGUUGGACAUUAUGUUCGGGACCUCACGGCCUACGAGGGACUGCGAACCAAAGUCUUUCUCUGCACUGAAGAGGAACUGGACAGCCUGAGAGAGAGCAUCGAGGCUGUGGACCAGAACCGUCCUCCCCUUAAAGUCAUCAAUUGUUACUUCAUACUGGACCAUCUGGGCACCGGGGCCUUCGGGAGCGUCUUUAAGGUCCGAAAACAGGGCGGGCAGAACCUGCUGGCUCUGAAAGAAGUGAACCUCCACAACCCGGUGUUCGGCAAAGACAAGAAGUCCAGAGACAGUAACGUGGACAAAAUCAUCUCCGAGCUCACGAUCAUCAAAGAACAGAUGACACACCCAAAUGUUGUCAAAUAUUACAAGACAUUUCUGGAAGGUGAGAAGCUUUACAUCGUGAUGGAGCUGAUCGAGGGAGUGCCGCUGGCUGAACAUUUUAACUCUCUGAAGGAGAAGCAGCAGCAGUUCACAGAAGACAGAAUCUGGAAUAUUUUCAUACAGAUGUGUCUUGCGUUGAGGUAUCUGCACAAAGAAAAGAGGAUAGUCCACCGCGACCUCACACCAAACAACAUCAUGCUGGGGGAAAAGGACAAAAUCACCAUCACUGACUUCGGCCUGGCUAAGCAGAAAGAGGAGAACAGCAAGCUGACGUCGGUGGUCGGCACAAUCCUUUACUCCUGUCCAGAGGUGGUGAAAAAUGAGCCGUAUGGAGAGAAGGCUGACAUCUGGGCUUUGGGCUGUAUCCUGUACCAGAUGGCCGCUUUACAGCCUCCGUUCUACAGCAGCAACAUGCUGUCACUGGCCAACAAGAUUGUUGAGGCCCAAUAUGAGCCUGUUGAGGAGGGAGCGUUCUCAGAGAGAGUCACAGACAUGAUCAGAUGGUGUUUGAGUCCAGAUGCAGAGCAGCGUCCCGACAUCCAGGCCGUCAGCUCCAGCAUCUCUGACCUCAUGAUGAGGCUCAUGGACGGACUCUACACGUCCCAGAAUGCACUGGAAAGGAGAGCGGAGAGAGACAGGAAACGAGCGCAGAAGUACUUUCUGGAAAAGCAAAGAAGCAGGACGAGCUGCUGUCAGUCGUACAUGUGUCAGGAACAGUCCCUCAUAAAUAAUGACACUCCGACUCCUCGCACUUCAGCAGCCUGCAGCUCAAAUCACAGCGAGCAAAAUAUCGGAGUAAAGUCGAGGGACAGUGUGACACCUGACCAAACUGAGUCCAUUGGGGAUUAUGUAAUGACAAAUGAUAAACCAAGACCAGUGUCUGCAGGGAUCUGUGUGUCUCAGAAAAAGCUCCGUCAGAUCGAUGAUCCCAUUCAGAGACUGCUCGUGCAGCUGCACAAAAUCAUCUUCAUCACUCAGCUUCCACCAUCUCCGCAGCAUGACAUCAAGCGGCGGGUCGUUGAAAGAUUUAAAAAGUCGCUCUUUCACUGUGGGAGCGAUCCAUACAACCUGAAGGCGGAGCUAAGCCAGCUCCUGCAGGCUUCUCCAGAGCUGAUGGAGUUAACCUCCACCGGUUCAGACUGGUGGCCUCUGGUCCAACACUUCACAGGAGACCCACAUUAUGCUGACAACACAGGAGACGUGAAUCUCAAAGAUGGAGUCACCUAUCAGCAGAUGCAGGUGAUCAUUGAGGAGCUGCUGGAGGAGAGCAGAUACUUCGAGAAAAUACACAGCAGGGUCCCAGAGAGAAGAAAUGACCAAGGAAACAAAUGACUCUGAUCAUCAUCCAUCCUCAGACGUUAGUUUAACCUGCAGCUGGAAACAAACACAAACAUGUUCCAGCGUGUUUACAUUUUCAGGAAGAAUAUUUAUUUGGGGGCGAUUUUUUUUAUUAGAUAGGACAGCUGAAGAGAGGCAGAAAAUGUUAGGAGGAGAGAGAGUAAGGGGUGACAUGCAGCAAAGGGCGAAGGUUAAAUUCAAACCCAAGGUAACCGGCUGUUGGCACCCCCAUCAAGCUGUGUUAAUGAGAAUUUUGCACGUUGACUUGAAUUGUUAAUAACCUCAAUUCAAAACCUCUUCCUCUGUAAUUUAUAACAAACAUAACUGUGAAAAUUCAUCAGUCCAUCCAUCCAUUAUCUUAACCGCUUUUCCUGUGCAGAUCGCGGGGGGCUGGAGCCGAUCCCAGCUGUCAAUGGGCGAGAGGCGGGGUUACACCCUGGACUGUUAGCCAGUCAAUCACAGGGCUGACAUACAGAGUCAACCAGCCACACUCACAUUCACACCUACGGGCAAUUUAGAGUCACCAGUUAACUUAACAAGCAUGUUUUUGGACUGUGGGAGGAAGCCGGAGUACCCGGAGAGAACCCACACAUGCACAGGGAGAACAUUCAGACUCCACACAGAGAGGUCCUGUCAGACGGGGAUUCAAACCAGGAACCUCCUUACCACUGCACCACCGUGCAGCCAUAACUGUGAAAAUUAAAGACUUAUGUUUAGUUAUUUCAUGAAUUAACAGCUCCACAGUUCGGCCUAUAAAAUGCUGAAAAUGUUUCCAACUCUUAAGACCUCUAACGAAGCAGCAGAUACAGAAAAGAGUGUGUUUGGAAGAAGGAAGUGUUUGGCAUUUUAACUUAACUUAAUCUACGGUCACAGUAGUUGCAUUUUAAUGAGUUGAUUAAUAAGCUCACCUCACACCUUUUUGUUUCUCAGGGAUUUAAAUCUUGUAUACGUUUGUUGUGAUGAAGAAUCUUCAGAGACUUUUAAAACUGCACUGUGCAUGUGUGUGUUUGAAAGUCAUGUUGAAGCUGUGUGUGUGUGUGUGUGUGUUUUUGUUUGUUUAGUCCUCGAUAAGAUAAUCAUAACAAAGUGAACCGGCCUGUGACCUGCACGUAGACACUGACACGACGAGUAACUCCACCGCCAUCAUCAUCAUCACCCCGAGCUUUUUAUCUGUCGGGUUCGGCUCCUCCGUCUGUAAAGCUCUCACUUUUGUUUUGUCAGGUUUGUCUGACUGUCGUGUUUUUAAUACUCAGGAGGACUCAGACUGUUUGAUUGUUUUAAGUCCGCUCUGCAGGACUGCUCGUCACUGUGUGUUUUAAAUGGACGUGAGCCAAAAUGUAGUCGUUUACUUCACCUUCAAAGAGCUGCAGCUUUUGCAGACAGUGAGAAAAAAAGGUCAGAUGUUUGGAUUCGUUUCCACAUUUUGCUGAACUUUAACUUAAUCAACAUGCACUUUGAAUUUCUGUUCUCAUUUUCAAUUUAUUUACCAUUUGAAAACAUGCUUCAGUGUGUAUUUUCACUGUCAUGUUGAGCUGUAGAGGGCAGCAGAGGACACUUUCCCAUGCACUUUGAUCCAAAAGGGAUUCUUUACUGUCAUCUGUAUUUUUUAAAAAGCUGUUUUUAAAUGAUCUGCUGAAUAAAAACUAUUUAAUUCACA
This is a messenger RNA of Labrus mixtus (cuckoo wrasse), 6079 nucleotides long. RefSeq names its product NIMA-related kinase 10 (gene nek10). Gene Ontology annotation, molecular function: protein kinase activity; ATP binding; protein binding. The record is from RefSeq and is a predicted model, not a curated record. Gene Ontology annotation, biological process: protein phosphorylation. NCBI's taxonomy places the organism in Eukaryota, Metazoa, Chordata, Actinopteri, Labriformes, Labridae. The transcript has 34 exons. Bases 1300 to 4416 code for a protein of 1038 amino acids.